This is a messenger RNA of Zingiber officinale, 1239 nucleotides long. RefSeq lists its product as uncharacterized. Bases 147 to 1100 code for a protein of 317 amino acids. Lineage: Eukaryota; Viridiplantae; Streptophyta; Magnoliopsida; Zingiberales; Zingiberaceae. The transcript has a single exon. The record is from RefSeq and is a predicted model, not a curated record.
UCUUCCGUUGAAAACCAUGCACUGCCUGCAACGAAGCUAGUAGCUCACCAGUAGUUGGCCUAUCGCCACCACUACAGCCAUUAUAUUUAUACUCAUCGAGGAUUCGAAAGAUCAAUCGCUUCUUCGGUCCUUCCUUCCUUCCUACCAUGGCUCUUAGGAUCGUAAGGAGCUCCAUCAAUGCCUUCUUGGACGGUUACCAGUCGUUCACCUCCAUUGCUGCUCUGCUCGUCUUGCCGGCGUCGGCGUCCAUUCUGUUGUCGCAGGCGCUGGUUCCGUUCUCGGGGCCGGUCGUCAAAACGAUCUCUUUCCGCCUGUCGGCGCUGUUCCAGGCUGCGAUGUUCCCUGCUUCGGCGGAGUUCUUCGCCCUGCUCAACGUGAAGCUGGCGCAGACCGUGUUCUCCUUCUUGGCCACGCUGCCGAUCGUCCUUACUUUCCUCCUCGUCGCCAAAGCUUGCGUUGUCCUUGCUGUGUGUGGCGGCGGCGGGAGGAUUCGGAGGGGGACGCCGUCGCUAUCCACUGCCCUCCGCCUCUACCGAUCGAUCCUCCCCACCCACCUCUUCAACUCCUUCCUCCUCCUCUCCACCAACGCCACCGUCUUCGCCUUCCUGUUCCUAGUCUUCAACGUCGCCGACGUCCUCGGCCUCGCCACCAGCACUGCCCUCCUCCUCCUCCUCUCUGCCGCCGGCGCCGUCCUAUACUCCGUCGUGAUUGCCAACGCGACCGUGAUCUGCAAUCUGGCCCUCGUCGUUGCCGCCGUGGAUGACUGCGGCGGGCUGCUCCCGGCGCUCAAGGCGUUCUUUUUAGUGAGGGGGCGUGCGUCGACCGCGCUGGGAUUGGCUUUGCCGGCCAACCUCGGAAUGGCUGCCGUGGAGGCUCUGUUUCAGUACAGAGUGGUCCGGCAAUACAACAUUUCAGGGGAAUUAAGUUCGUCUCUGCUGUGGGAGGCUUUCUCCAUUGCUUACCUCCACGCAUCGCUGCUGAUCCUCGAGGUCAUCAUGAACUGCAAGUUCUACGAAGUUUGUACAGUCGAGAAUAAACACGAGCAUGAGCGUCAUCAAGGAGAACUGGAGCUAAAGGAGAAGGCUUCACUAUUUGUUUAAAUUAUGAUCAAUAAAUUCGUCAAUUGAGAUCGAAUUUGUCAUAGCGAGGGAGGGAGAGAGUUCAUCAUCCAAAUUAAUACAUUGGAUUUGUACAUGUGAACGAACAUAAAAUAUUUCCUGUGAAUUUCAAUUCUAAUUU